Molecule: messenger RNA, 2505 nt
Organism: Eublepharis macularius
Lineage: Eukaryota; Metazoa; Chordata; Lepidosauria; Squamata; Eublepharidae
Product: zinc finger protein 737-like
Exons: 5
Coding region: 35-1855 (606 amino acids)
Biological process (GO): regulation of transcription by RNA polymerase II
Molecular function (GO): DNA-binding transcription factor activity, RNA polymerase II-specific; RNA polymerase II cis-regulatory region sequence-specific DNA binding
Source: RefSeq, a predicted model, not a curated record
AAAGUCCCUUCUGUUUUUCCCGGUUGCUGCUUGCAUGGCUGGAAGGGAAUUGGGUAGCCCAAAAGCAGCCCUGAUGCCUUCUCCAGCCUCUCCUCCACGUGGUGAAGUGGAAGGAGCCGCCAUGAAGCCAGCGCAGUGUUUGGUGUCCUUCGAAGAGGUGGCUGUGCAUUUCUCCAAGGGGGAGUGGAGCCUGCUGAGCUCAGCCCAGAGAUCUCUGUACAAGGAAGUCAUGCUGGAGAAUUUUGGGAACGUGGCCUCUCUGGGAACUCUGAUUGCCAAACCGGACCUCGUAUCCUGGCUGGAGGAAGAGGAGGAGCUACUUAUCGGGUUCUCUGAAGAGGAGGAGGGAGUGGCCGGUGCCUGCCUAGAUGGUGUGUGGGAGGUGGCAACUGAAUAUCCAGUGAUGGAGAGAGAACACACGUAUUCAGGUGUGGAAGAGAACAUUGAAUAUUGUGAUGCGCUGAGCACAGUGGAGGGAACAAACCUACUUAAUGAGAGGGAAAAUUGUGAUGUUUUCCAAGGUGACAAUUCUCAAGAAAUGCCACCCCUUCAGAAAAUGUCCAAAGGAGACAAUAGGGAAGAGUGCCCUGGAAGUGCAGAAGGACUUUCUGAAACAGCAGAUACAACUAUGCAUUGGAACACCCGUAAUACAAGGGGAACAUUUAAAUGCUUGGAGUGUGGAAAAACCUUUCAACGGAAAGAUAGUUUAGCUUCCCAUCACAGAAUUCACAUGGGGGAGAAACGAUAUAAAUGCCUGCAGUGUGGAAAGAGCUUCAUUGUUAGAGGAAACCUUACUGCCCACCAAAGAAUUCACACAGGGGAGAAACCAUAUAAAUGCCUGGAGUGUGGAAAAUGCUUCAAGCAGAGUGGAACCCUUUCUUCCCAUCAAAGAAUACACACAGGGGAGAAACCAUACAAAUGCCUGGAUUGUGGGAAAAGCUUCACUGAGAGUAGAAGCCUUACUCGCCAUCAAAGAAUUCACACAGGGGAGAAACCUUAUAAAUGCCUGGAAUGUGGAAAAGAAUUUCGACAGAAAAAUUCUCUAACUUCCCAUCAUAGAAUUCACACGGGGGAGAAACUAUAUAAAUGCCUGCAGUGUGGAAAAAGCUUCCGUGUCAAAGGAAGCCUUACUGUCCACCGAAGAAUUCACACAGGGGAGAUGCCAUAUAAAUGCCUGCAGUGUGGAAAAUGCUUCAAGCACAGUGGAACCCUUUCUUCCCAUCAAAGAAUGCACACAGGGGAAAAACCAUACAAAUGCCUGGAUUGUGGGAAAAGCUUCAUUCGGAGUUCAGCCCUUACUUCCCAUCAAAAAAUAAUUCACAAAGGAGAGAAACCAUACAAAUGCCUGGAUUGUGGGAAAAGCUUCAGUAAUAAUGCAAAUCUUACUCUCCAUCAAGCAAAUCACAUAGAAGUGAAAAAGUACAAAUGUCUGGAUUGUAGGAAAAGCUUCAGUCAUCAUCAAAGUCUUACUACCCACCAAAGAAUUCACACAGGGGAGAAACCAUAUAAAUGCCUGGAGUGUGGAAAAAGCUUCAGUAGUAGCGGACAACUUACUGUCCACCAAAGAAUUCACACUGGGGAGAAACCAUAUAAAUGCCUGGAUUGUGGGAAAAACUACAGACAGAGGGGAAACCUUACUACCCACCGAAGAACUCACACAGGGGAGAAACCUUAUAAAUGCCUGGAAUGUGGAAAAGCCUUUGGACGGAAAGAUACUCUAACUUCCCAUCACAGAAUUCACAUGGGGGAGAAAUCAUACAAGGGCCUGGAAUUUAGAAAAAGCUUCAGCGACAAUGGAAGCCUUAUUUUUCAUCAAAAAAACCAUGGAGGGGAUAAAAAGUAUAAAUGCACAUAGUGUGGGAAAGGCUUCAGUGAUAGUAGAUGCCUUUCUUACCAUCAAAUCAUUCACACGGGAGAAACCUUAUAAAUGUCUGGAGUGUGGGAAAAGCUUCAGUCAGAACACAAAACUUACAUUCCAUUGAAGAAUUCACACGGGAGAAACCUUAUAAAUGCCUGGAGUGUAGAAAAAGCUUCAGUGAGAGUGGAAAUUUUACUGCUCACCGAAGAAUUCAUACAGGGGAGAAACCAUAUAAAUGCCAGGAGUGUGGAAAAAGUUUCAGCUGGAGUGGAAACCUUACUACCCAUCAAAAAUUCAUGCAGGGGCAAAAAAUAUAGAUGCCUAGAGUGUGAGCAAAGCUUUAGCAGGAAGAAUUGAAUGAAUUCCCAUCAAAGAAUUCACACACAGGAGACAGCCUGAAGUAUUCAGAUAUUUUCAUUCAAAGCAGAAACCAUACUUCCCUUUAAAAUAACUCAUACUAGUGAAAAAAACUAGAGAUUUCUGUAGUGUGGAAACACAUUGCAUCAAAACAAAUUGUAUCAGAAAACUAGAAGUGAAUUCAAUUAUGUGUACUAUUGUCGAAGGCUGUAUAUGUGUACAAUAUAAUAUUCAGAAAAACUGAUUAAAUGAUUUGUAGAUUAAAACUAUAUCCCUUUUUUCUCAAAAGG